This is a messenger RNA of Anopheles nili, 3794 nucleotides long. RefSeq lists its product as uncharacterized. The record is from RefSeq and is a predicted model, not a curated record. Gene Ontology annotation, molecular function: RNA binding. Bases 1 to 3036 code for a protein of 1011 amino acids. The transcript is spliced from 7 exons. NCBI's taxonomy places the organism in Eukaryota, Metazoa, Arthropoda, Insecta, Diptera, Culicidae. Gene Ontology annotation, cellular component: nucleoplasm.
AUGCCUCGUAUCAACUUCAGCCGUACUGAGCGAUUCGCUCAGAUGUCGAAGCAGGAGCAACUGAUCGCCCAGAAACGACAGCAAAUCCUGGAAAAGCAGCGCACAUUAGAACUGGCCAAACAGAUCGCCGCCGAAGCGACCAAGGACACACCGACGAGUGCCACGGAAACGCCGGAGACUACGGACUCGUCGGGUAAGGUUGUACUACCGUUCAGCAACGACGGCUCGUUUCUGGAGCGAUUCAAGCAGUUGAGUGAGAAGAUUGUGAAACAGACCGAGGACUUGGUGAAGCCGGAACCGGACGCGACUGUCGAUAGCGUACCGGGAACGACCCCGAGUGUUGCUAAUAGCAGCACCAGCGGGGAACAGAUGUUCAAAUUUGACAUCCCACCGCCAUCUUUGUUGCCCACGCUUCCUCCGCCGCCACCACCACCGCCACCCCAACUUCCGGCCAUGGCGGACGAUGUGCAUUUCGAACCAUUCUACGAUUUACCACCGGUGGUAGGAGCCACCGGUCCUAAUGACGGCGGAACUGUAGACGACGUCGUUAACGAGGUAGAGCCGAGCUUCCAAGUAUUUUCAGAACAUGAUAAAUUACCAACCACUGUUGAAGAAUUAAUUCAAUUGGUUGCCGAUAUCGGUGAUGUUUAUGAAGAUAAAUUAUGUUCACGUAAAAAUGAUUUACAUCCAUCGCUUUGGUUCAUCUUCGAGAAGCAAUCUGAGGCGUAUAGCGGAUUCCGGCGGAUGAUUAUGGCCCGCCGAUCUGCCCAUGUGGACAGUCCGGGAGGUGUGGCAUCUGCCCAAAGCAUGGACGGAGCAGGUCCCGAAGAACAAACGAAGGAAGGCGAAGAUGAAGAUGAGGACGCCAAAUAUGAUCCGGCCGAUGUGCUAGACGAUUCCAUCAUAGACGAGGCGGCUGAGGACGACGAGAAACAGCGCACGUCCCAAGUGGCCGGAGCGAACGAGAUUCCCAUUCACAUGAUGCCGAACUUCUAUGGCGACGAGCGUCACUUUUACGACGACAAAUCGACAACGGAGACUGAUUCGGACACCGAGUACGUGCGGGAGGCGCGCGAACGCAAUUUGAAAAAUCUCAAGCGAAAAACGUUCGAUGCCGGUAACCGACGAGAGGACGGUAGUUCCACCGAUUCGGACGACGACUACCACGCUGGCUUGGGUGACAGCGCAAACGAGUCAAUGAAUGAAAAGAAUGGAGCCAGUUCCGGUGCGGGUGGAAGUGCUACCGGAGGUAGUGGAGGUGGCGGCGGUGGCGCUGGAGGAGGAUCGCGUAGUCAUCGAUUAAAAUUUCGUAAGAAAUCUCGCUGGGGUGAAAACAAUGACGGCACUGGAACAGCUGGUAGUCAAGACGCGACGGGAACAACAUCGCAAGGGCAGCAGGCUGGAGUGGUGGCUCCGUGGAGCACAACUGCGGGACAGAUGAAUGUGGCCCCACCGCCUCCGCCGCCACCCGUACCAGCGCAAGCUUCAGGGUCUAUGGAUCGUAACAACUCGGGAUUGUUGCAGUACGUGUUCCGACAUUACGGAACAGUGGCCGACGUUACGCCAGAAUGUUGGAGCAAGGCGGAAGAACACUACCGCUUGCAACUGCUGUACGACGACCUGACGAUGAAGGUGAAAAAGCACGACCAAUUCGUACGCGGUAUCCUAGAAGCGGAGGGUGAUAAUCGUGACGCUCGCCUUGAUUCGGACGAGGAGCGCCGGUUGAACACGGCCAAGCUGGAGGCGAUUAUGUGUUGGAUCAGUGAAAUCACGCACCUGUACGAACGCGUUCGACCGGGUCAUUUGAGCGAUUUUCUUAUGCGCGAUGAUUACGAGCGCUUUGUGGAGCAGUUCCGACGAACCUCGGAUCGGCAGCCGAAUUUUGAAGAUUACAAAGAGUUUCGGCUGCGGGAAGCAAACGGCACGCUCGCCCAAGCCGGAUCCGGCUCGUCACAGCGGAACACCGGAGUAGGCCGGCCUGACUACAGUUCGACUGAUUCGGAUUUCAUUUCUUAUCGGGAGCAGCACCAAUCGCAGGCACCCGCACAGCAGUCGCAGCAGCAACAAAGCGGAGCACAGACGGGAUCUGGUCGAUCGGAGACACAACGGAUGGAACCGGCAUCUUCGGUGGGUGGCGAAAAACGGGCAGUCGAGGUAAGCGUGGAGCAGCGGCAGCAACAACAGUUGGCAGCAAAACGACGCAAGAGCCGCUGGGGCGGCCAAGUAGAAUGUGGGCCACAGUUUGCUACUGGCCCGACGAACCAGCCCACUAGCUCCCGGAACCAGCAGAUACCGCUGGCUCACCCACCAGGACCUCCACCUGUUUUGCCACUCCCGAUGGUGGGUGGAGCACCGAAGCUGUCUAUGGUGAGUCGCACUGAUCCGGCCCUGCUGGCGUACGCGAGGCAAAACUUUGGCAGCACCAACCUGUCGGAGGACGAUUGGAAAAAGGCCGAAGAUCACUACAAGAUCAACCUGCUGUACCAGGACAUGCUGCGCAAACGGCAGGAGAUCGAUCGGCUAGCUAACAACGGUCGGUUCAAGUACGAGUACGAUUCGGACGAGGACACGACGGGUGGCACCUGGGAGCACAAACUGCGCAUGCAGGAGAUGGAGGCGACACAGAAGUGGGCGAACGAGCUUACGCGUCAGUCGGAGGGCAAGCAUCACAUCGGUGAUUUCCUGCCACCAGAAGAGCUGCGCAAGUUCAUGGAGAAGUAUGAGGCCCAGAAGAACAACCGCCAACCGAACCUGAGCGACUACAAGGACUACAAGCUGCGCGAAGACAACGUCGGGUUUCAGAUGCUGCAGAAGCUUGGCUGGAAGCAGGGUCAGGGCCUCGGUGCGGAUGGCAGCGGAAUCGUCGAUCCGAUCAAUAAGGCAACACAACGAGACAAUAAUCAGGGGCUGGGCAUUAUAGCUCCGGACAAUCCGGAGGUUAACGAUAACGAGUACGAUGCGUACCGGAAGCGCAUGAUGUUGGCGUACCGUUUUCGACCGAAUCCGCUGAACAAUCCUCGACGAGCAUACUACUAGUUUGGAAAGGGCAUUUAAGGCAGACGUCGAACAAAUACCCUGGGGAUAGACUAUUUGCGUACAGCACACGUAUAGUAGAUACGUUACUCAUUUAUUAUCAUUACUGUAUUCAAUGUUAUCGAACCCGUGCCACCAUAUAAUUGCUGGUUUCUACGAGCAUCUUUUUCGCCGAGGAAUGAAUGAGCUAUGAUGCAUACCGUCGACCGAUGAUGAUUGAUAUAGUCAUUCUUCUUUAGUCAAAUUCAUUUAGAGAAAUGCAAUAUGAAAACGGUCAUUAUUGACUUUCUCUUUCUUCGGUGUGCCGUUAUGAGUACGUCGUUGGCGCUGUGGAGCAUGCGAAUCCAUAGUAUAUAUUCCCUACCACGAUGAGCUUUGAAGGUAACAUCACGAGAUAAAACGUGGAUUAAAACUUCGUUUGGGCGUUUGGGCAGGCAACCCGCAAUAUUGCGCGUUGUGGAAGAAGGCUAGCUUUGACGUCUCAUGUUGAGUCGGUAGACGAUCCUAACGCUGCAGGCACUUCUCGAAGCCGGCCCGUAUGGUGGAAGAUGCGAGAGCUGGGAGCGAAUAAUCGUAAGCUUAUUUAUGCUGCCGGUGGUGUAUUUGAGGCGCGCCAUGGUAGAUGUGAUUGCAAAAAUUUGCGAAUAAGAAGCAUUGUAGGGAUGUGUUCGCAUGCGUUCGUUCAUAGAUGUAUAUUGCAUUCUUUAGCUACGGAAAUGUCAUGAAUGUAAACGAAUUAAAAAAUUGUAAUAAAUAAAAUA